AUGCCUCGUCGUCAAUCUAAUGCGCCAUCACACCCAGUGGUUGCAACCAUCGACAUUGGUACAACUUCAGCUCGUGCCAUUCUUUUUAGUGAAGAAGGUGCUGAAAUUGCUAAACAUCAAAUUGAAUAUUCCACAACUGCAUCUGAAGCUCCUGCAGAAUCUAAGAACACUGACCAAUUUAGAAGAAGAUCAUCCUUGAUGCGUCAUAAUGAACCAAUUUUCACUGCUGAAGGUAUUGCAAUCUCGAUUUCGGAUGAUAUUGAGAUUGAAAAUAAUGCUGCUAGUGUUGGUCCAACACUUCGUUUCCCACAACCUGGUUGGUCUGAAUGUAUGCCAGUGCAUGUAUUGGCCAAUGCUGUACAAUGUCUUGUUGCCUGUUUGAUUUCUCUUCGUAAAAUUAACUCGAACCCAGAAUUGAAAAUUAAAUAUAGAGUCAAAUGUCUUGGGAUUGCAAACAUGAGAGAAACCACUAUUGUAUGGUCUAGAAAAACUGGUAAACCAUUGAGUAAUGGUAUUACUUGGACCGAUACUAGAACGAAAGAAAUUGUUCAACAUUUGGAACGUAUGAUUGAUGAUGAGAAAAAGGAAGAAUUAAGACAAAAAACCGGAUUACCGUUGUCUACAUAUUUCUCAGGUGCUAAAUUGCGUUGGCUUUUAGAUAAUGAUGAUACUAUCAGAGAAGAAUAUGAUAAGGGCAAUGGUAACCUUAUGUUCGGUACUGUUGAUACCUGGUUGAUCUAUCAUCUCACAAAGGAAAAGACCUUUGUUUCUGACGUUACCAAUGCCUCUAGAACAUACUUUAUGGAUUUAGAAACUAGAGAUUAUGAUGAUGAUUUAUUGGAUUUCUGGGGAAUUGAUCCUUCGAGAAUUUGUUUACCAAAAAUUGUAUCAAGUUCUGAGUUUUAUGGAUCAUUUUCAGCUCCAAACUUAUCGAAUCUUGGAUUCCACAAUAGAAUCACACAAGAAGCUUAUGAUAUCUUAAAAACUAUUUCCGGUGUUCCUAUUUGUGGUUGUCUUGGUGAUCAAUCUGCUUCUCUUGUAGGCCAACUUGCCGUGAAACCUGGUUCAGCCAAAUGUACAUACGGUACAGGUUGUUUCUUAUUGUACAACACUGGUACAAGAAAACUUAUCAGUGACCAUGGCACUUUAACUACGCUUGGUUAUUGGUUCCCAACCCUUGAGGGAGAGGACGGAAAACCACAUUAUGCAUUAGAAGGUUCCAUUGCGGUUGCUGGUUCCAUCAUUCAAUGGCUUAGAGAUAACUUAAAAUUAAUUGAAAAUGCUAAAGAUGUUGGUCCAUUGGCUUCACAAGUUGCUAAUUCAGGUGGUGUUGUAUUUAUUCCAGCCUUUUCUGGUUUAUAUGCUCCUUAUUGGGAUGGUGGUGCCAGAGGUACUUUGUUUGGUAUGUCCCAAUACACCACUUCCAGUCAUAUUGCCAGAGCAGCUUUAGAAGGUGUUUGUUUCCAAGUUAGAGCCAUUUUAAGAGCUAUGGCUAGUGAUGCAGGUGCAAGUGAAGAUUUCUUGGAAGAAGCCCUCACAAAUCAAAAUGAAAAGAAACCAUUGUCUAGUUUGGCUGUAGAUGGUGGUAUGUCUAAAGCAGAUGAAGUGUUGCAAAUUCAAGCUGACAUUUUAGGGCCAUGUGUCACUGUCAAGAGAGCCGCAAUUUCUGAAUGUACCGCCUUGGGUGCUGCUAUUGCUGCAGGAUUAUCAUUCAAGAAUGAAGAAGAUAGAGUGUGGAAAAAUUUUGAUGAUGUGAUUGAAAAAGUGAGUGCCCAAGACGCUCAUACCAAUGAUUUCAAGGCGGAAUUGCCGGACGUUGACAGAAGAAAGAUCUGGAAGAGAUGGGAAAAGGCUAUUGAUAGAGCAAAAGGUUGGUUAGAUGAAGACGAAUAG
[Candida] anglica is the source of this 1893-nucleotide messenger RNA. The record is from the annotation of a GenBank genome assembly. NCBI's taxonomy places the organism in Eukaryota, Fungi, Ascomycota, Pichiomycetes, Serinales, Debaryomycetaceae.